GAGACAAGGCCCAGCCACAGAACCUUCAGUGCUUCUUUGAUGGGGUCCAGUCCCUCAACUGCUCCUGGGAUGUGUGGACCCAGAUAACUGGCUCUAUUUCCUUUGGACUGUUCUACCGCCCCAGCCCUGAAGCUCUGGAGAAGAGAUGCUCUCCAGUGGUGAAGGAGCUGCAGACCAGCCUCUACACCCGCUACCACUGCCGUCUAACCGUGCCUGACCCCAGUGUGCACAACCAGUACACUGUCUCUGUUAAGCACCUGGUACUGGGGAAGUUCAUCAGCAGCUUUGACCACAUCCAGAUGCAGCCUCCAACCCUCAACCUGACCAAGAGCAGAGACAGCUACAGCUUGCGUUGGGAAACUCAGAAAAACCUUUCAGAUAUGACAUUCGAGAUCCAGUUCAAGAAGAAAUUUGACAGCUGGGAGGACAGCAAGAGAGAGAAACUAAAUAGUGCUCACAGCAUGAACCUGCCACAGCUGGAACCUGCCACCACAUACUGUGCCAGGGUGAGAGUCAAGCCCUUCAACAAGUACUAUGGGCUCUGGAGUGAGUGGAGCAAUGAGUACACUUGGACAACUGACUGGGUGAUGCCCACGCUGUGGAUAGUCCUCAUCCCCGUCUUUCUCAUGCUCAUCAUGCUCCUGGCCCUCCGCUUUGGCUGUGUCUAUGGGUACAGGCUGUACAGGAAGUGGAAGGAGAAAAUCCCCAACCCCAGCAAGAGCCUCCUGUUCCAGGAUGGAGGUAAAGGACUCUGGCUCGCUGGCAGCAUGGCAGCUUUCACCCCUAAGAACCCCACUGCCCAGGAGCCACAGAGCAACCUUUUCAUUGAACAACUGGGGGUGUCAUAUACACAUUUGGAGGACAAUGAAGUGUCACCUCUCACCAUAGUGGACCCUAACAUGGUUCAAGAUCCACCAUCUGGGCCUGACACAACCCCAGCCGCCUCAUCCGAACCCACAGAGCAGCCUUCCGAUGUUCAAGAAGACCCACCAACUCCUUCUGGCAGGCCUAGGAAGAAAAUUCCCAGCUUUGACUUCAAUGGCCCCUACCUGGGGCCUCCCCAAUCCAACUCCCUGCCUGAUCUCCCAGGCCAGCUGGUUUCCCCCCAGGUGGGUGGGAGCCUGAAGCCAGCACUGCCAGGCUCCUUGGAGUACAUGUGUCUGCCCCCUGGAGGACAAGUGCAACUGGUCCCAUUGUCCCAGGUGAUGGGGAAGGGCCAGGCUGUGGACAUACAGUGUGGGUCCAGCCUGGAGACCACAGGGAGCCCUUCCAUGGACCCAAAGGAGAGCCCUCCAGUUGAGCUGAGGGUAGAGGAACAGGAGCCAAGGGACAACCCAGUGACUCUUCCCAUAUACACUGGGUUCCCUGAGGACAGUAUGAUGGCCUCUGAUUAUGUCACCCCUGCAGAUCUGGUGCUCACUCUGCCCACAGAGCCCCUGUCUACCUCUCUGGGCCCCUCCCUAGGGUUCCCCUCAGCACAAAGCUCCAGUCUCUGUCUUGAGCUGCCCAGGGUCCCCAGUGGAAGCCCAGCUCUUGGGCCACCAGAAUUUGAGGACUAUGUGGCGCUUCCUCCAAGCAUGAGCCACCCUGCCAUGUCCCCUCCUGGCAAUCCUGCUCCUCCUGUGACAAGCAGCCUCACAGUGAGCCCAGGAGAGCCCAGGGAGGAAGUAAGCCCAGCAUCCCCACACCAUGAAGGCCUCCUUGUUCUUCAGCAGGUUGGGGACUACUGCUUCCUCCCUGGCCUGGGACCCAGUCCCCUCUCACCACACAGUAAGCCACCCUCUCCAGGCCUGUGCCCUGAGGUUGAGGACCUAGACCAGGACUUACCUGUCAAAAAGAUUCCCUUCCAACCCAUGACCCAGGUGCCAGCCAUUCAGUUUUUCAAGUCCCUAAAGCAUCAGGACUACCUGUCACUGCCCCCUUGUGACAAUAGCCAGCCUGGGAAGGUGUCCUGAGUCUUCUACCUCCCAAUCACACCAGCAGCCUUGUGCCUCAGCAUGUGGACCUCAGCCAACCAUCACCACAGGACCAUCACUGAGAUGCAUGCUCUUCCUUGCUCUCUGCCCUGACACAACAAUACCCCACCUGUGCUCUCCUCCUCCCCUCUCUCUUUCCUUCUCCCUCCAUGUCCCCCUCCCCCACCAUCUCUCUCUCCAGUUUCCUGCCUUCUAUGGGAUCUUCUUUCCUUCUCCUCUGUCUUCUUGGAGUGGGGAUGAGGCCUCUGAGGAUGAUCCCUGCAUCCUCUGUUUCAGGCAUAAGAAGUGUUGAGUACAGCUUGUCCACCUCAGGCAUCUAUAACUUAGCAUAGUUCUGUCUUAGUGUAAAAGGUGAGGUUCUCAGUUGACCCCGUUGAGGGGUCAGACUGUAAAACUGAGCAGGCUAAUGUCAAUACCAGAACAGACAUGGUCCUCUAUGGUUGUCUGAAGCUCCUGGGGAACCUUGUAGAGGGCACUGAGGACACUUAUUACGUACAGAAGUCAGUGAUGUGGACAAAGCUGGACACAGCUGUGGCCAGGCUGGAGGGACGAGGGCCCAUGGGGAAAGCUGGGUGUCUAGAACUCAUGGUCUCAACUGCAGACAAGCCAAGUUGUGGAUCUGGGACAGCACACCCGGAGACUUAGUCUAGACAGCUGAGCUGUUCGUUCCUUCUCCCUCCAGAAUGCCUGGAUACCUCUACUCCCACUGGCCUCAGAUAGGGUCUGCUGUGGGACUGUGGUCCUUGGCAACCAGUACCUUCUUGACAAACCAGGCACAAUGGCAUUAUGUCACUCGGUUCUCAGUUGCAUAGUUUGCACAUGACUUUUGUGUGUGUUUUGAGUAUCGGCCUUUUUUUGGUGGUAGGGAAGGGGGGUUGUGAGCUGUGCCCAUGAACAAUUUUGUCCCUCAGAGUGUCUUCUUUUUUGGAUGAGACUGAAUAGCUCUUUCCACAUGGCCCUUUGUGGGACACACAUGUCACCCCCGAAUGUUCUAAUUUUGUUCAGGAGACACAACAGCUCCCUCAGCAAUUAUCAGGUCUACAUUGCCGUGAGUUGGGUCGCCCAGCAGCACCCUUCUUUUGGGCCAUAUUUGCAGCGGCCUUUGGUGCAAAUAUACACGUGCUUUCGUUUACCUCUUUCUAGUUCCUUUUGGAUCUAAAGCCUUGAACCGAUGGCUUUAACUUUUCUACAACACAUGCUUGCUCUGCAGAGAUCCGUCUUUAUAUAUUCCAUCCACCUGGAGCCAGGGAUGUUGUAUCAUUUCUUCACCUAUUUGCUGUCUGUCAGGCACUCCAUGAUCCAUCAAGUCAUGAGAUGCUUCUGGUCCGUCCCAUCUCCUGGCCUCCCUCACUGGAUGGCAGCCACAGCUCUUCAUAUUUGAUUUUGACCUGCGGCAGACAGAUCAAGUGUUCCUUGGUCUGUGUUCAUUGAAGCAAAGGAAACCACUAACAUCUUGAAAGCAUUUCAGUGGCAAUGUUCAACAGCCUGUCAAUACUUUCCAAAGUGACCACUCUAGAGAAAAAAACAGGAGAGACCUCAGUAUUAAGAUAUGAACUAAAAAAUGCCUUAAGAGGGAACAUUGUAAUAAAAUGUUUACAUACAAAUACAAUAAAACAUAGGGGAAAAAGGCCGUGUGUGUGUGUGUGUGUGUGUGUGUGUGCGCGCAUGUGCGUGUGCAUGCCUGCGAGUGCGUGUGUGUAUGUAUGUGUGUGUUUUAGAAGGUUGGGGUUGGGGACAUUUCCAAAUGAGUGCCUUGUCAAGAAACUGAGUUCCAUAGGCCCUGGACAUUCGAUACUCAGGUGCCUGCAUCCUCUCAGAGGAGAAGAGCAGAGGACCUGUGGGAGGGACUGUGUUGUAGAGGAGUGGAGAGUGGGGACUGCAAUCAGAAUGUAAAGUACACAAAUAGAUUAACUAAUGGAAAAAUAAAAAUAUAAACAUUA
Molecule: messenger RNA, 3916 nt
Organism: Grammomys surdaster
Lineage: Eukaryota; Metazoa; Chordata; Mammalia; Rodentia; Muridae
Product: cytokine receptor common subunit beta-like
Exons: 8
Biological process (GO): cytokine-mediated signaling pathway; immunoglobulin mediated immune response
Cellular component (GO): external side of plasma membrane; membrane
Molecular function (GO): protein binding; cytokine receptor activity
Source: RefSeq, a predicted model, not a curated record